Messenger RNA from Lobosporangium transversale, 702 nucleotides. RefSeq lists its product as hypothetical. Bases 1 to 702 code for a protein of 233 amino acids. The transcript has 4 exons. Lineage: Eukaryota; Fungi; Mortierellomycota; Mortierellomycetes; Mortierellales; Mortierellaceae. The record is from RefSeq and is a predicted model, not a curated record.
AUGACAUAUCCAAGAACUGGGAUAAAGAGCGUUGCGCGUUGGUGUACCGCGCCCACUCUGGUUAUCUAUGUUCUGUGCCUAUGGAAAAGGGCUCUUGAGGGCGAAUGUGUGCUGCUCCCUACUCGCACGCGCCCAUCUUACCAGGAAAAUGUGAGAAACGGACCAAACAAUCAGAGACACACGGUAAAAGCUUCACAUGCAGGAGUGCGCCUGUCUCUCUCCUACAUUUCACAACUUAAAACCAUUGGUUGGGAUUGUUUUUUCGACGAACUCAAGGAUCUAUUGAACCAUCCUUGCCGAGGUAGCCUCAUUGCCAAGGCCUGCAUUAAGGUUUAUAAACCGAAUGAAGAUGGUUCUAUAGUUAGCCAAUCGAAUGCGUCAGGAUCAAUCUAUCUUGCAUUUGAACUUAUUACAUCUGGUUCAAGCCGCGUUGCCGCUGCGAUCCUCACGUUGUACGAACCAAAAAGAUGGGGCCGCACCAUGUCAAUAGCGCCUAUAUCCAUCGAGUGGCAAACUGUUUAUAUGUCUAUUUGCGAAGCCUUGACGGCUGGGCACUUAAACAUGCGUGGUAUGUCAUUUGGUACAGGCUCUAUAACAAAGACGAAGUACAGUUGCCCAACUGUCGCUGUGGCUAUUACUGCUGCCUUAAAUGCUCUGCCUUCCUUAAUACUUUUCAACUUCAAAUCGAACUCUGAAGCGUAG